Molecule: messenger RNA, 10633 nt
Organism: Loxodonta africana (African savanna elephant)
Lineage: Eukaryota; Metazoa; Chordata; Mammalia; Proboscidea; Elephantidae
Gene: MAST4
Product: microtubule associated serine/threonine kinase family member 4
Exons: 26
Coding region: 807-8105 (2432 amino acids)
Biological process (GO): intracellular signal transduction; peptidyl-serine phosphorylation; cytoskeleton organization
Molecular function (GO): magnesium ion binding; ATP binding; protein binding
Source: RefSeq, a predicted model, not a curated record
CUAACUCGUCCUGGGCGCGCACAGGUUGCAGGGAGCUGUCUUUCCCAUAAGUCCCCGCUCCUUAGGCGGGGCGAAUGCCGGGGGUGGUGGGGGCACUUGGGAGUGUCUUCCUGGGCUCUCUGGUUAGGAAGGGUCCCCGUGCUCUCGUUUCAGCUGAACGCGGGGAGACUGGCCAAAGGUAUCAGGUUCAAGUCUUCUAAUAGGCCAGUUUUCUAAAAAUGUUUUUAAGUUUCCUUUUUUGGGGAGGGAAGGGGAAAGAAGGGUUUUUCUAUGUAAAUUCUUUUCAUUGUAAUUAGAUCCCAAGGGGAAACUUAGCACUGGGCAUGUUCGGAUGUGAAUGCUUUUGCUGGUAAGCAACAGCCUCCCGGAACCAAAGACUUAAUAUAGUAGCUUUUCCUCCACCCCCUCUCGGAGUUGCAAAUGGUAUCUGCCAAACAGAUGACAAAGUACCUUGGACUGAAUCACACACAGACAGCAUUUUGAGCAGAACACACGGCUAAACUCUUGUAAUUACUGUUUAUAGCUGGCCAAAGCUGGCUAACAGAGGGCAAACCCAAGAGGAAAUAAGUUUCCUGAACCUUAGAGAAAUGGCUGUGUAUUAAUUAAAGACUAGGACGGGACGGGUGAUUCUCAGGCAUACUCCAAGUUUUUUUGAGAUCAUAGUUCACAUCACGUUUCCUCCGGAGGGAGUGAGUAGAUAAUUGGGAUCUUUUUUGUCUUUUUCAUUUUUCCUUUUAUUUAUUUAUUUUUAAUCCCCGGCUGUUUGGGUCUUAUGGCCUUGAACCCGCAGUGAAUUGAAGAUAGAAAUGGAUAUGUCUGACCCCAAUUUUUGGACUGUCCUCUCAAACUUUACUUUGCCUCAUUUGAGGAGUGGGAACAGGCUUCGGCGAACACAAAGUUGUCGAACAAGCAACCGGAAAAGCUUGAUAGGCAAUGGGCAGUCGCCAGCGUUGCCUCGACCACACUCGCCUCUCUCAGCUCAUACAGGAAAUAGCCCUCAAGAUAGCCCAAGAAAUUUCUCCCCCAGUGCCUCGGCCCAUUUUUCGUUUGCACGGAGGACUGAUGGACGCCGCUGGUCGCUGGCUUCUCUCCCCUCCUCUGGCUAUGGGACAAACACGCCCAGCUCCACGGUUUCUUCAUCCUGUUCCUCCCAGGAGAAGUUGCAUCAAUUACCGUAUCAACCAACACCAGAUGAAUUACACUUUUUAUCGAAACAUUUUUGUACCACUGAAAGCAUUGCCACUGAGAACAGAUGCAGGAACACGCCAAUGCGCCCCCGUUCCCGAAGCCUGAGCCCUGGACGUUCUCCCGCCUGCUGUGACCAUGAAAUAAUUAUGAUGAACCAUGUCUACAAAGAAAGGUUCCCAAAGGCUACAGCUCAGAUGGAAGAACGUCUAAAGGAAAUUAUCACCAGCUACUCUCCUGACAACGUUCUUCCUCUAGCAGACGGAGUACUUAGUUUUACUCACCAUCAGAUUAUUGAACUGGGUCGAGACUGCUUGGAUAAAUCCCACCAGGGUCUCAUCACCUCCCGAUACUUCCUUGAAUUACAACACAAAUUAGACAAGUUGCUACAGGAGGCUCAUGAUCGUUCAGAAAGUGGAGAAUUGGCGUUUAUUAAACAACUAGUCAGAAAAAUCCUAAUCGUCAUUGCCCGCCCUGCUCGGUUAUUAGAGUGCCUGGAAUUUGAUCCUGAAGAAUUUUACUACCUAUUGGAAGCUGCAGAAGGCCAUGCAAAAGAAGGACAGGGUAUUAAAACUGACAUUCCCAGGUACAUCAUCAGUCAGCUGGGGCUCAAUAAGGAUCCUUUGGAAGAAAUGGCUCAAUUGGGAAAUUAUGACAGUGGAACAGCAGAAACCCCGGAAACAGAUGAAUCGCUGAGCAGCUCUAACACUUCCCUGAAACUUCGAAGGAAACCUCGGGAAAGUGAUUUUGAAACGAUUAAAUUGAUUAGCAAUGGAGCCUAUGGGGCAGUCUACUUUGUUCGGCAUAAGGAAUCCCGGCAGAGGUUUGCCAUGAAGAAGAUAAACAAACAGAACCUCAUCCUCCGAAACCAGAUCCAGCAGGCCUUUGUAGAACGGGAUAUCCUGACUUUUGCAGAAAACCCCUUUGUGGUCAGCAUGUAUUGCUCCUUUGAGACAAGACGCCACUUGUGUAUGGUCAUGGAAUAUGUGGAAGGGGGAGAUUGUGCUACCUUAAUGAAAAACAUGGGUCCUCUCCCUGUUGAUAUGGCCAGGAUGUACUUUGCUGAGACAGUCCUGGCCUUGGAAUAUCUACACAAUUAUGGAAUUGUACACAGGGAUUUGAAACCGGACAAUUUGUUGGUCACCUCGAUGGGGCACAUAAAGCUGACAGAUUUUGGAUUAUCCAAGGUGGGACUAAUGAGCAUGACUACCAAUCUUUAUGAGGGCCAUAUUGAGAAGGAUGCUCGAGAGUUCCUGGAUAAACAGGUCUGUGGCACACCUGAAUACAUUGCACCAGAAGUGAUUCUGAGGCAGGGUUAUGGGAAGCCGGUGGACUGGUGGGCCAUGGGGAUUAUCCUCUAUGAAUUUCUGGUUGGAUGCGUGCCAUUCUUUGGGGAUACUCCAGAAGAGCUAUUUGGACAAGUCAUCAGUGAUGAAAUUAACUGGCCUGAAAAGGAUGAGGCUCCACCACCCGACGCCCAGGAUCUGAUUACCAUGCUUCUCAGGCAGAAUCCCCUGGAGAGACUGGGGACAGGUGGUGCAUAUGAAGUCAAGCAGCAUCGGUUCUUCCGAUCGUUAGACUGGAACAGUUUGCUGAGACAGAAGGCAGAGUUCAUUCCACAAUUGGAAUCCGAGGAUGACACAAGUUAUUUUGAUACUCGGUCAGAGAAGUAUCACCAUAUGGAAACUGAGGAAGAAGAUGAUACCAAUGAUGAAGACUUUACUGUGGAAAUAAGACAGUUUUCCUCAUGUUCACAUAGGUUUUCAAAAGUUUUCAGCAGUAUAGAUCGAAUAACUCAGAAUUCAGGAGAAGAGAAGGAAGACUCUGGAGAUAAAACCAAAAACACAGCUUUGCCAUCCAUGGAAGCAUUAAGCUGGAGUUCAGAAUAUUCUGAAAUGCAACAGUUAUCCACAUCCAACUCUUCAGAGACUGAAAGCAACAGACGUAAACUCAGUUCUGGCCUGCUUCCCAAACUGGCUAUUUCAGCAGAGGGAAUACAAGAUGAAGGUGUCCCCUGCCCCAGAGACACCCACGAGGAGCCAGAAAAGCCAGUCCUUCCUGCUGAAGAGUGUGCUCAGGAGGAGCCUGAGGUCACCACCCCAGCCAGCACUAUCAGCAGCUCCACCCUUUCAGUUGGCAGUUUUUCAGAGCACUUGGAUCAGAUAAAUGGACGCAACGAGUGUGUGGACAGUACAGAUAAUUCCUCAAAGCCCUCCAGUGAACCCGCUUCCCACGUGGCUCGGCAGCGAUUAGAAAGUACAGAAAAAAAGAAAAUCUCGGGGAAAGUCACAAAGUCCCUUUCUGCCAGUGCCCUGUCCCUCAUGAUCCCAGGAGAUAUGUUUGCUGUUUCUCCACUGGGAAGUCCAAUGUCUCCUCAUUCGCUAUCCUCGGACCCUUCUUCUUCACGAGAUUCCUCUCCCAGCCGAGAUUCUUCAGCAGUGCCUGCCAGUCCUCAUCAGCCCAUUGUGAUCCACAGUUCAGGGAAGAACUAUGGUUUCACUAUCCGAGCCAUCCGGGUAUAUGUGGGAGAUAGUGACAUCUACACAGUGCACCAUAUUGUUUGGAAUGUAGAAGAAGGGAGUCCAGCAUGUGAGGCAGGACUGAAGGCUGGUGAUCUGAUCACGCAUGUCAAUGGGGAACCAGUGCAUGGACUUGUCCACACAGAAGUUAUAGAGCUCCUACUAAAGAGUGGAAAUAAGGUGUCAAUCACUACUACCCCAUUUGAAAACACAUCAAUCAAAACAGGACCAGCCAGGAGAAACAGCUAUAAGAGCCGGAUGGUGAGGCGGAGUAAGAAAUCUAAGAAGAAAGAAAGUCUAGAAAGGAGGAGAUCUCUUUUCAAAAAACUAGCCAAGCAGCCUUCUCCUUUACUCCAUACCAGCCGAAGUUUCUCCUGCUUAAACCGAUCCCUCUCUUCGGGAGAGAGCCUCCCGGGUUCCCCCACCCACAGCUUGUCUCCCCGAUCUCCCACGCCAAGCUAUCGCUCCACACCUGACUUCCCGUCUGGUACUAACUCCUCCCAGAGCAGCUCCCCAAGUUCUAGUGCCCCCAACUCUCCAGCAGGAUCAGGGCACAUCCGGCCGAGCACUCUCCAUGGCCUGGCCCCCAAACUCAGUGGGCAGAGGUACCGGUCCGGAAGGCGUAAAUCAGCCGGCAGCAUCCCACUUUCCCCCCUGGCCCGGACACCCUCUCCAACUCCCCAGCCCACCUCCCCGCAGCGGUCACCAUCGCCUCUGUUGGGACACUCACUUGGCAAUUCCAAGAUCGCUCAAGCCUUCCCCAGCAAAAUGCACUCCCCUCCCACCAUCGUCAGGCACGUUGUGAGGCCCAAGAGCGCAGAGCCCCCACGGUCCCCACUGCUCAAGCGCGUGCAGUCGGAGGAGAAGCUCUCGCCCUCCUAUGGCAGUGACAAGAAGCACCUGUGUUCCCGCAAGCACAGCCUGGAGGUGACCCAGGAGGAGGUACAGCGGGAGCAGUCGCAGCGGGAAGCCACCUUGCAGAGCCUGGAGGAGAACGUGUGUGAUGCUCCGUCCCUCAGCCGUGCCAGACCCGUGGAGCAAGGCUGCCUGAAACGGCCCGUCUCCAGGAAGCUGGGGAGGCAGGAGUCUGUGGACGACCUGGACCGAGAGAAGCUGAAGGCCAAGGUGGUGGUGAAGAAACCAGAGGGCUUCCCUGAGAAGCAGGAGUCCCGCCAGAAAUCCCACGGAGCCAGUAGUGAUUUGGAAACUCUCACUGCCUUUAGACUGGAGGAGAGAGAGAGGAAAAUCUUCCCCAAGGCAUUGGAAAGAUCAAAUCACUUUGAAAACAAAGCCAGCAUGCAAGAGGCUCAGUCUACGGGCAGCCUGCUAAAAGAUGCUCUUCACAAGAAGGCCACCGUGCGGGCUAGCGAGAAUGUGGCCUCAGACACCACAACAUCUGGCUACAGCUCUGCUCCUGGGGAGCAUGGCCAGGGAGCAGGGGACUUCAAACGUGUCUCGCCUCCUGGCACCCUCCAAGAUGGUCUCUCCCACUUCCCUGACAGGUCAGCCCCUGGGAAGGGUGAAAACACAGAGAAGGCCGCCCAGGCCAAGGAGUGUCUCCGCUGUGAGAAAUUAGACAGCAAGCUUGCCAAUAUCGAUUACCUCCGAAAGAAAAUGUCAUUUGAAGACAAAGAUGACAGCCUCUGCCCUGUGUUGAAGCCCAAGAUGGCAUCGAGCACCCAUGACUGCCUGCCAGGGAACUCAGUCCGGCCUGUGGCUGGGCCGCAAGAGGCCCCACCAGCUGCUGAGGGCCGGGCGUUUAUCAGCAGUGCCCAUACAGCUCAGAUCAGCGCUGUCACCUUUGUUCCUCUCAAGGCCUUAACUGGCCGGGUAGACAGUGUGGCCGAAAAGCCAGGCUUGGUUGCUUCUGAGUCCCCUGUCAGGAAAAGCCCCUCUGAGUAUAAGCUGGAAGGUCGGUCUGUUUCCUGCCUGAAGCCAAUUGAGGGCACUUUGGACAUUGCUCUCCUGUCCGGACCUCAGGCCUCCAAGACAGAACUGCCUUCCCCAGAUCCUGAACAGAGCCCCAGUCAGGGCAGUGACAUGGGGCUGUCCACACCAAUGGCUCUGCCUGGCAGCCCUGCAAAGGCCGAGACUGCCAGUCAGAGGGAGCCUUCGUCUGCCAGCUUGAAGUUGCAUAAGUCCUACCUGAUGGAGACUCGGUUCCAGCCACCUGCCCGUGGCCUCCAGAGCUCCCCAGCAGCUUCUCAGCCUGACCCAGAGCUAAAGUGGGACAGGAAAGUCUCCCAUCCCACCUCCAGGGGCCUGGUGACAGUCAUGGAAAAUGAUCCUCAGCAGAGAGAGGGCAAUGCCACCAGACACCAAGACCACACCCCUCAUGCCAAUCUCCCCUUCCCGGGACAGAACCUCCACGGUGCCACUGGGAGCCCAGACCCAGCCAUGCCCCCUGGCCUCCUGCUCUCCAAAGGGACGCCCUCCAGGGAGAAGCCCGGCCUGAGAGAAUCAUCUGAAAGGGGCCCUUCCACAGCCAGAAGUGAGCGGUCUGCUGUGAGGGCUGAUGGCCGCCGAGACCCUUCCACAGAGCUCUACCCUCCAGAAACUGCUAAAACUAGUGACAACUCCAAAAAUCUCCCAUCGGCAGGGAAGACCCACCUAGAUUUCUACAUACAAGCCCAGACCAUGGAGAAGGCUUGGGGGCCUUGUGGGAAAACAAACCACAAGGAAGGUCGAGGUGAGACAAGGCCACUGUCCAGAGAGGACUCCUCUUUGCACUCCACUGGGAUUCCCUGUGAAAAAGAGCUGAACAAGGUCAGAAGUGUCAUGGAACCCAAGCCUGAAGCCCCUCUACCCAGGCGGCCUCUGCAGCCACCAGGAAUUGAGAGUGGGAAGACUGAGAAGCUCUCUGGUUUCCCAUCUUUGCAGAAAGACAGUCCCAAGGAAUCUGAAAGGAAAGAUCAGCCUCUACAGAAACACCUCAGCGGUAACCCUCAAACCCCAGUGACCACCAAAGAACUCCCUGGCUUGGCCACUCGGCAACCAUGCAGUCCACCAAGCCAUUCCUCAGGCAAAGAGUCAGGAAUCAAGCCCAGUGUUGCAGAACUCAGCCCGGGCCCCCAGGACCCUUCCAAGCCUGUUGCUGUGUACAGUGAAAGCAGCAGCCACAAGCCCAGGCCUGGCCCUGACCCAUGCCCACCAAAGCCUAAACACCCAGAGAGGCCCCUCCCCUCCCAAAAAGCAAGCAUGGGAGCUACAAAGGGCAAAGAGCCUGUCCAGCAGCCCCUCAGCAGCUCCAGCAGAGAGGGAAAGAACAGCGGUAAGGGGAUGUUGGAUAUGUUCCCUGCCAUCCCAGGCUCCCAGAACAAAGCCAGCGAUGUGAUCGGCCAGGGAGAGAGUGGGCCCUCCCUCCCAUUGCAGAUGGAAGGGGGCCCUCUAGACCCUAAGCCAAAACCCACCAGUGGUGUUCGUUCCCCAGAGGUGUUGGAGAAGCCCAUGCAUUUGCCAAGGCAAGGAUACCCAGGCUUUGGUGAGUCGGUUGACCAGAAACUUCCCACUGUCAGUGAAAAGCAAACCCUGUCUCCAAAGCAUCCCAAACCAUCCACUGUGAAAGAUUGCCCUGCUCUGUGCAGACAGACAGACAAGAGUCCAGGUCAGCAGGCCAUCACCACAGACAAGAAGUCUGAAGGUAAAAAAUGCACAGAAGCACUUUAUGUUCCAUCAGAGAGUGGGAAGCUAGAGGCCAGCCUUUCCCUUACACACAGUGAGGCCAGGCUGAAAGGUGCAGAGAGGCCAGACGCGGUGGUAGGGAAGGGUUUCCCAGAGGCCAAGGGGAAAGGACUGGGUCCCCAGAAGUCCCUGACAGAGGCAAGCAAGCCUGGCGGCAUGAAACGGUCGCCCUCGGCCACUGGGCAGAGUUCUUUCCGAUCUGCUGCCCUCCCAGAGAAGUCUCUGAGCUACUCCUCCAGCUUUCCAGAAGCCAGACCAGGAGGCCAGGAGGCCUCUACGACUAGCAGCGACACCUCUUCUGCCAAGGCUAAUGGGGGCAUGGCUGAGCCCACAGUCCCCAGCAACAGUGACCAUAAGAAGUCCCUGUCAGGGGGGAAUGGCAGAACCCAGAUGACAAAGAGUGACUCUUUGCCAUCCUUUCGGAGCUCCACCAUCACUGUAGAGUUAAGCCACCCCGAUGCCAACCUGGGUGGGGGCACUGGCCACCGGGACAGGGCCCUCUCAGUGACUGCCACUGUAGGUGAAACCAAAGGGAAAGAGCCUGCCCCAGCCCAGCCUCCUACAACCAAGAAACAGAAUGUGGGCAGAGAAGUGGCCAAGCCAGCCCCAGCUCCAAACACUGACCGCCCCCUCACCCUUUCUUCUGAGAAGGACUUUGUGGUGCGGCAGAGACGGGGGAAAGAGAGUUUGCGGAGCAGUCCUCACAAAAAGGCCUCAUAAUGGGGCUGGACCCGGGGGCAGGACUGUGCAGACCCAGCCUGAAUGUGUAACUGUGUCUUGACUACCUUUCUUAACCAGCACUGUGUGGGGGUUUCUGCCAGGCAGAGCGGGGAGCCUCAGUAAGGAAGGGGAGAGGGAAAGACAGAAAGAGGGGACCCUCUUCCAAAUGCCUUCCCAAUUUUAACCGGUAAAACUGUUACCAUAUAGUGUUUGUACAAAAAGACAAAAAUACCUUUACAGUUGAGGUUGUUGAGGAAAAAAGAUUUUCUCUGUAAAUAUCUAGCAAUGUGUUUGGUUUUGAAUGUAGAGUCUAUACCUUGCUGCUGAUUGCGUUGUUUACUACAGCUUUGUUGGGGUUUUUUUUUUAAUAAGAUUUUUGCGUAGCUAUCAUAAUGUAGUAAUGAAGCAAAAUGGUUAAAACUGGGUGUGUGUAUAAAUAUACAUGCACCUACCUUCAUAUAUAUGCACAUCCACACACACGUUUUGGUCUGUGGUUUAAUAGAUUAUUUCGAGGUGACAUUUUUAUAAGUUAAAACAUUCUAAGUAGAGUUAAAGAUGAAAGAAAGCCCUAAAUACAGUAGAUUGUGAGUUUUUAUGUGUAUUUUUAACCAGAGAUUUUGAUAGUACUGUUAUCUGGCUACCUGUAUUUCCAGAUCGAAAGCAAGAAUUACUCUUAAUCACUGCGUUUGGAGUCUUCCUCCGUUAGGAAUGGCCAGAACAAAUGGAGUUAGCCAUUUGCAUGUCACAGUCAUCCUAAUGGCCAUUUGAUCUUGGGUCCAACUGUCUGAAAGGCCAGUUGUCCUUGUCUGUGGUUGUGUGUGUUGAGCCUCCACCCUAGGUGGAGCGGGAACUGUAAACACACGUCAACUUCAUUUCUGUUCUUUUUCUUUCCCUUCUUUUCGCACUCUUACACUCAGGCCUUUAUGCUGUGAGUCACUAGUCCAAGAAGCACACGUUUUGUAGUUGUCCUGCACCAGCCCUGCUCUUGAAUAUGAAGGAAAAUUACUGACUGCACACAAAUCGGCUCGUACUUAGGGUCGAGUAAUAACCAUCAGGCAUUGGAAGAGGUUUUAAAUUUGCUUUUUGGAGGAAAAGAAGGGGGGUGGAUUUUUGGCAUCAUAGCAUACUGUAUAAAGAAAUAAUCAGGACAUCAGAUACAUUUUAAUACAUAGCUGGGGCCUUAUGUUGUAGAUGAAGCUUGCUGUUUUUAGCAAGUUCCUGGGGUUCACAUUCAUAUCUGAUGCAUCGAGUAGCUCCAUACGUUUCAUAACAUGAUCUUUAUUAUUUGUAUGCAAAAUAAUACUGUGUUUGUUAAUAAAGAGCAGCAUUUUUGUAACACACUGACUUGUUGGAGCUAUUUGGUGCUUGAAUGUGACUGUCCUUUUUACUUUUGCUAAGCCUUAUUUAAAUUUUCUAUACCGUGAAAUAUGUAGAAUUUAUCAAAUCAUUUUAGCGCUGAGGGGUUUUUGUUUGUUUGUUUUUUGUUGCAGUUUUUCCAGUGGCUUGUUUUGUUUUAUAAGAUGGCACUUGCUGACAUAAAUACUAAGGCACUGGGAGAAAAUACACACAGAUAAGUAUUUAUAAGAUGCUUGGGACCUAUGGCAGAAUUCGUUGCUUUAUCUGUUGUUGUGUAAGAGAGAAAAAAAAAAAAAUCCCAAUAAAUAACUAAUCCGGCACCUCAGGCUAUACAAUUGUUCAUCUGAGCAUCAUCUUACGGCCCUGUGGAUUGUAAAUCAACUAGCAACACUGACAUAAUGAAAGCAACUCUUUCGGUUGUCCUUCAUUGUAAAAGGAGUUGGCAAUGGCAAGAAAAAAGUUCCCUCCUUGCACCUAAAUAUAUUUUCCCAAGUGGUUUUAGCCAUUUCCCGUCACUACUUUUUGAAACUGUAGAAGAAACAAGUAUUUUACAAGAACCUAGAUGGGUUUCAAAAGUGGUCUCAACAUUUAUAAUGCAUAUCUGUGUUUGGCGGUUGUCGUAACCCAGUCCUUCUGCACUCAGAUAUCAGGACAGGUCUAUCGGGAAGACAGUUUAUGGUUUACAGCCUUUGCUUUUUAACUGUCCAGUUUCCUUUAAAGCACAACUAGCUCCUUGUUUACAAAUGAUAUUUUUAUGUAUAUUUUGUAUAGGGUAUUAUCAUUUUGCCAAAUAUGUUUUUUUGCAUUUUGGAUGAGUAAAGAGUACUUAAGGUUGCAUUCAUGUAAUACCUGUUUGUUGUUGUAAACCUCUCCAGUCAGCUGGUAGAAAUUCUCCUAACUGUGUUCUAUUUGGUCAGUCUCUGUGUGAUUGUAAGAUGUGCUCCUUGGUAGUACUCCCAGCUGUAGAUUUACCAGCUUAAAAGUUUGUUAGGAUCUGUGCAAUAAAGUGUUUGCAGUCUUAUUUUCUCUAAGAAACUCCCUAUGGAUCUCAUAAUUGUUGUAUAUUGAAUAAAUAUUUAUACUUAUGCAGUUGCAUAACAUUGAAAUAAAAAUUUAGCAUGAAAAGAUAAUGACUAAUAAGUUUUUUUUUCCCUCCCAUAUGCAUAUACACA